CGCUCGCUCCGCCCUCUGCGCGCCCUGUUCCGUGCCUUGAGGUUGCGGUCAGCGCGAGCCGCUGCAACGAGUCGGGGCCGCCUGUGAGCGUGAGGCUGCAACCCUCUCCUCCCGCCGACGCAUCUCCAACCGGGACUCCGCCCGCCUCGCUCCGGGCCCAGGCCCCGUUGCACCCCGCCCGGCGCCGGACAGCAAAGCCGCCGUCGCCGCGUCCCGAGGAACCUACAGCCGUCGCCAGCGCCGCCCGCCGAGCAAGAUGGGAAAUGAGGCGAGUUACCCUUUGGAAAUGUGCUCACACUUUGAUGCUGAUGAAAUUAAAAGGCUAGGAAAGAGAUUCAAGAAGCUUGAUUUGGACAAUUCUGGUUCUUUGAGCGUGGAAGAGUUCAUGUCUCUGCCUGAGUUACAGCAGAACCCUUUGGUACAGCGGGUAAUAGAUAUAUUCGACACAGACGGCAACGGAGAAGUGGACUUCAAAGAAUUCAUUGAAGGAGUCUCUCAGUUCAGUGUCAAAGGCGAUAAGGAACAGAAGUUGAGGUUUGCUUUUCGUAUCUAUGACAUGGAUAAAGAUGGCUAUAUUUCCAAUGGAGAACUCUUCCAGGUGUUGAAGAUGAUGGUGGGCAACAAUCUGAAAGAUACACAAUUACAGCAGAUUGUAGACAAAACCAUAAUAAAUGCGGAUAAGGAUGGAGAUGGAAGAAUAUCCUUUGAGGAAUUCUGUGCUGUUGUAGGUGGCCUAGAUAUCCACAAAAAGAUGGUGGUGGAUGUGUGACUCUUUGAAGAAUACCACCCAACACUUUUGCUUUCUUCUCCAUCUCUGAAGAUCUGCUCAAGACGUCCAGCAAUGCUCUCUGUGUAUUUAAAUGGAAGUAUUUUUCUCUGUGAAGCCACAUUUUCCAACAUGAGCCUCAUGAAGCCAACUAAGUGUUAUUGAACUCCUACUCUCUCAAUAACUCAGUGUAGCACUUUAAAGUUUGAAGGACAGCAGCAUGAAAGAGCAUAUCAGUAUGGUGGAGAAAGGGAAGGGGUUGGCUCUUUAAUUUAUUUUUCUUCAUCUUUUAUAACAAGAAAGUAUCUAUAUAUACAUAUGUAAAUAUUUAUAUAUAGAUAUAUGUAGCUUUCUAUAUAUUUAGUAGGUUGGCUUUAAUUUAAUAUACUUGAUUCAGAAACAAAAUGUUAGAGUACAAAAGUGCCAAGCAGAACAUAAACCAUCCUUACUUUUAUUUCACACAGUUUUAUAUGUAGAUAGAAGAUUGUACAAUUUGCGCCAGGUAUUAGGCCAGCUCUUUUCCUUUCUCUGUGCUUUCUCCUUUGAGAGAUUGAUAAAGCAUUUGUUAAUGCCCUAUUAUUUACCUUACACUUUUGUAACGAGUCUGUAACUUUAUUUAUAUCUCUGACUAUCUUUCCAGGGACCGUGUCUUAUUGCUGAGCAGCUUUUAAUCCAUCUCUGUUGGAGGUCUAGUUCAGUGCUGUUGCCAAGAGUGGGUUCUUGUGUCCAUAGAACUGCAUAUACUAUGGCUGCUUCAGGCUGAUACUUUUUAAGUAGUCACUGUUAUUUUUAUUAAGUGUCCCUGAGAAAAUGUAAUUAGCAGUUGUGAUUUUAUAAAGGUCAGAAGUUUUCUGAGGCAGUCGUGACUUUUUUAAAUGUAUUAUUUAGUGAAGAAAACCCAAAGUAAUCAUGUAAUGGCUUAAAAUAUCCAUGUUCCAUUAUACACAAGGGAAACCAUGUGAAAUAUGUGUCACUGAACUGUAAAUCAUGGACUCAUUUUUCUUCUGCAUUUCAAAAGACACAGUUAACCUAAAAAAAAAAAAAUCAACUGAUACUUAAUGAGCACAUGUUUAUGUAAAAUUCUGUUUGUGGUUAAGAUGGGGGAUUAUCUUGCUAAUCUAUAUGCCACAGGAGAGCAGAUUUUGUCCAUAGUCACAUUUUUAAAAAUUCUCUGCCAGAAGGCAAGAUAGCACAUGAUGGAUUUUUGUUUUGCCCGCACAACUAGUGAUGGAUGAUGAUUUAAUAGAUUUGUGUGACAUAAAAGUACGUCAUGUCCUACCACUUGACAUUAUCCCUUCCCUUUUCUGCAAAGGUACUAUUGAUCGGAAGAAAGAUAUUCUGGCUAGUUUUAUAUGGCAGUCUUCCCUAUACAGUUUUUCUAUAUCAAUUGGUUUUAUAAUCAUGAAUGGUCGAGGGUGGGUUGAAUCAAGGUGAGAGAAUAUUAAAUUGAGUCUACCUGCCUGCCACCGCUGUCCCUUCAACUGAGUGCUGCACAUCAUGGGCUCUGUCUGUGAGAGAAACCCCGGUGCUUGGUGUCUCUGCAUGACAUGGAGUUUUGCAUGUAGAUCAAUUUAAAAUGUACCUCUUGUUUACAUAAUCUGCAUAAUUUAAAAAGAUGUUGCCAAACUUUGGAAAUGUUAAUACUCAAAACGAAAAUCUCCACUCCAUGUGACUACUCUCUCCCUCUGGAUCAGUACAUGGCUUGCAAUCCCAGCCAGUGGUUUGAUCUGUCCCAGUGUCAACCGCCAUGUGCUCUGCUUCAAGAGGGAACUAGUCUUUUGUGAAUUUUUUUGUACAUAAUUAUUUGUUACAAAUAUUUUAGCAAAUGCUUUCUAUAUCUCUUGCUUGUGCAUAUCUUGGCUGGCGUUGUGGAAAAAAAUAGUGCAAACUAUUUCCUUACUGGGGAAUGAGGGGUUUUCUUUUUUAGUUUGUGUGAGGGAGGUGGGGAGGGCAUGGUUUAUGUUGAAUGUUUAAAUUUUCUUCUGCAUGAUACAUGUCAUGUUGUGAAAUCUUUAGAGGACUUCAUACUGUAUGAGUAAGAAAAUAAAAUAUUUGAAACUUGGCUUGAA
Messenger RNA from Mus caroli (Ryukyu mouse), 2835 nucleotides. RefSeq names its product protein phosphatase 3 regulatory subunit B, alpha (gene Ppp3r1). The record is from RefSeq and is a predicted model, not a curated record. Lineage: Eukaryota; Metazoa; Chordata; Mammalia; Rodentia; Muridae. Gene Ontology annotation, molecular function: calcium ion binding.